GAACCAAUUGAUAGUGAUUCGUUGUUUUGCCAAUUCAUUGCCGACAGUUUUGCUUGGGAGGCACGGUGCAGGUCAUUAUCUUACUUUUUAAAGAUAUUUCAGCACCGAAUGUAAAGUCAAGAUCCUCCGGGAAACGGUGAUACUUGUGUGAGAGCUACGGAAGUGCAACUCAAUUAUCAUUCACUCCUACAGUUCGAUAGCAUCGGGCGACACAGAAGACGGCAGGACUCGCGAUAGCGAAAUUCCCGAGUGCCCUCGUUAUCUCAGGAAUCAAUUGUAGUAAUUACCAAAGAUCGUAAGUCCAGACACGCGGACGCAACAUAUAUCAAUAAUGGCAGCAAUUAAUCAGGCACUUGUGCUGGCCCUCGAAAGCAACCCGAAGGAAUCGUACGUCGUGGCCACGGAAACACUGCUCCGGCUGCUAGAUAACAUUAUUCGCGAGCCGCAAAACGCCAAGUACCGGACGGUGCGGCUCGAGAACCAAUCGAUUAAGGAGAAACUGCUCUCGGCAGUGGGCAUGAAGCAGUUGAUGUUGGCGAUCGGUUUCAUCGAAGCGAACGGCACGCUCACCGUACCCUCGAAUGUGUUGCUUGCAAACCUGAGGAAAUAUCGCGAGUUUAUACACGAACGAAAAGAGCUGAUUAAAAAUCCACCAAAAACCGCACCGACUGCAAGUAUCACAACGAACACAAACGGUGGCACGGUGGCAAACACAACUCUACCAAGUGGGUCUAAUAUGAUGUUCCUACCGGCCGGAAGUAGCACCGGUGCAAAGCAGGAGGAAAGAAAAGAACUAAUCGAUAUCAAGGCUAGCAGACCGUUUCAUGCACGAAUCGAAUUCCCUCGAGUACUGCAAACUAGUAACACUCUAUUACUUCAGCUGGAGCUCCUUUCCGAUCAGGUGAUGCAAUAUGAAGACGAAUUGUUGCUAGUGAGCGGAAGGAACGUUAUACCGAUCGAUGCGCUGACCGCACGGGCAAAAGAUAAAUUGAUCCAGUGGAAGCGAUUACUUGACGGUAGCGCUAACGGUGAACAAGAACCAAGUCACGAGGAUUUGCUACUGGAGGAGUUGACUGCUUGGUUUAAGGCUGACUUUUUCACUUGGGUAAACGCACUGCCGUGUUUGGUCUGCGGCAACGAAAAGACACAGCUCGUGCAGAGCAUCGUGAUAGACGGUGUGCGGGUAGAGGUGUACAAAUGCUGCGGUCAAUUGCGUCACUUCUACCGGUACAACGAUGUGGAGAAGCUUUUGCAGACCCGAAAAGGACGCUGUGGCGAGUGGGCCAACUGUUUUACAUUCCUAUGCCGCUGUCUUGGGUAUGACGCACGGUACGUUUUUUCCACAAGCGACCACGUCUGGACGGAGGUAUGGUCAGACCGACGGCAACGUUGGAUUCACGUGGAUCCGUGUGAAAAUGUUCUGGACGCUCCACUGAUGUACGAGCACGGUUGGAAGAAAGAGAUCACAUACGUGUUCGGGUUCGCUUGUGAUGAUGUGCAGGAUGUUAGCUGGCGGUACUCAAGUGAUCACGAAGCGAUGAUGCAAAGACGAAAUGCCUGCUCCGAAAAACUCCUCCUGGAAGCUAUCCGGAAGCUGCGUGUCAAGCGGAGAGCUGGUGCAAAUUGUACGCAAGAAAGGUUGGCCCUUUUAAGACGACGCACAUUCGAUGAGGGUAUACAAAUGCUAGCUAAUGCAGGUAGGACGGCAACGCUGGCGGAGCGGGAAGGGCGCAGUUCCGGUAGUCUCGAGUGGCGCUUGCAGCGAGGCGAGCAACAGGUAAACACGCGCUACAUGUUCAUUCCAACCGAGGAGGAAGUGCAGGCAAAGCAAUUCAACAUUCGAUAUUCCUGCGUGUUGGAUUGCUACGAGCGCUUUUUGAAAGGUGCUAGCAAUCGGGUGAACGAAAAAAUCACCGAAAAAUCGAAGGGCUGGGAAAGCAGACAGUUUUUGAGUAAAAACAUUUUUCGCAAGGAGGAACACGAUUGGAAGAUGGUGUACCUUGCUAGAACGGAAGGAACCGAUGAGGCUACGAUCGAAUGGAACUUUGACUUCUCCGUGCAGGGGUUGCGUGUGAAACAGGUGGAGCUGCAAUUCGGGCAGGAAACCUACGAAGGAGCGAAAGUGGAACUGUACUACAUAAAGAGCGAUGGAUCGCAGUCGCAGUCCCUGUCGUCACUGUGCGAGUGUGGUAAGUUCACGCUGCAGGCCCGCCUUUCCGGCGGUACAUCCUGGCAGCAUGCCCAACUAUUCCGACAAUCAAAAUCUGAUAUUGACGAGUAUCCUUUCGAGAUGAAUAUUGUUUUAAUGUAAACCCAAAUGUGGCUAAAUAACAUCACUCAAAUCAUGCAAAAACUAAAAAAAAUCAUGGGAUUGCUCGAAUCUUGCACCCUUUCCGGUUGGUUGCAUGACGUAAGCUUACUAUUAAGCAAGGACCGUGGCUAUAUCCGCUUUUUGCAAGCUGUAUAGCCUGUGGGGAAUAAGAAGAAGAAAGACAAAAUAAUUCCAUUUUUUACAUGAUAUCUACAUGAGUAAACAAGCAAUAUUAUUACCAUA
This is a messenger RNA of Anopheles coustani, 2554 nucleotides long. It is a transcript of the gene Pngl, whose product is annotated as peptide-N(4)-(N-acetyl-beta-glucosaminyl)asparagine amidase. The transcript has 4 exons. Gene Ontology annotation, biological process: protein deglycosylation; glycoprotein catabolic process; protein quality control for misfolded or incompletely synthesized proteins. NCBI's taxonomy places the organism in Eukaryota, Metazoa, Arthropoda, Insecta, Diptera, Culicidae. Gene Ontology annotation, molecular function: peptide-N4-(N-acetyl-beta-glucosaminyl)asparagine amidase activity. The record is from RefSeq and is a predicted model, not a curated record. Gene Ontology annotation, cellular component: cytosol; cytoplasm; nucleus. Bases 332 to 2311 code for a protein of 659 amino acids.